This is a messenger RNA of Aphanomyces astaci, 1557 nucleotides long. RefSeq lists its product as hypothetical. The record is from RefSeq and is a predicted model, not a curated record. The transcript has a single exon. Lineage: Eukaryota; Oomycota; Saprolegniomycetes; Saprolegniales; Verrucalvaceae. Gene Ontology annotation, molecular function: lipid binding. The coding region runs from base 93 to 1547 and encodes 484 amino acids.
CAGCUGUUGAAGCGUACGCAACAAUCAGCCUUUCGUUGAUUCGUGUCAAUGAUUGUGCCUACUUCCAUUUUCACACACGUCCCCCCCCUCCGAUGCUGCACCUGCGACGCCCGACGUGGACCUCCACCCAACGGCAACAGGUUCGCGAAAGCGCCACACAAGCGCUACGACAAUUCAUCUUCGACAGCCAGCUCCUCCACAACGACGGCGGCUCUAUUGAAUGGACUCUCGACGGCUCUACUGACAAGGACGGACUCGUUCAAUUGUACACGGGCAAGACACCGUUUAAUGUCGUGGUCUUCGCGAACGCGCGGAGAGUUCGCGGCACGCUGGCGCAGGCGGCCACGUUAGCCGGCCAAUUUCCCACCUCGCAUCACUUUGAUGCGUUGGAGUCGAUGGCCGUGGCCUCCCUGGACGAAGACGACUCGGCUACCGACAACCAUCAUCAUCAUGUGGGCGUGACAUGGAUGGCGGUCAAGGCAGCCCCAAGCGCCAAAGUCCGCGACGCAUGCGUGUUGGAGGUGCGCGACAUGUUUGAAACGGGGGAAGCCAAGGGAUUUGCGUCGCUCGUGCAGUCGAUCGACGUGUGUCCGGAAGCCAGUGGUUUCGUGCGCAUGCACACUCAACACACCGGCUACACGUUCACGGAGGUCUCGCCCGGACUUCUGGAUGUCGUGUGCUGUAUGCACGUCGACUUUCGCGGCACGCUGCCAUCGUGGGUGGCCCGUCGGUACAUGAAGAAGCGAGUGGCUGGCAUGGCUGCCCAGCUGAGCGUGUACAUCAAGCAGAUGCAACCGGCGGAAGCCACCACCACCAUGCUGCGCAACGUCGUGUCGGGCAAGCACUGCGCCGGCUGCUUUCACCCGUUCAAGGCAUUUGAAUCCAGAAAAACAUGUACCACGUGCCGCGAUCGCGUGUGCAAAGCGUGCCUCACCACCACGUUCGUGAAGAAAGUCAGGCAGCACAAGCCAGUGUGCAUUCGCUGUGUGAUGAAAGAAGCGACAACGGCACAGCCCAUACGACGCUCGUCCCCAGACAGCUCCUCGUCAUCUACAGCUUCCACUCAUCACCUUCUCAGUGCGCUGACCCACCGCCGCCACUCGUCGACUCCAUCGUCAUCGCGUAGCCCAACCGCCACGUCAUUCUACCGGGAAGCAGAUUGGGCUGCGCAGAACCACUCAAUCCUGGUCGUGGACGACGCCAACCUGGACAUUUUGGAGCAGCACGACGACCACGAGUGUUUCAGAAGCGCGGACGAUGGCGAUGUCAACACAUUCCUUGACUUGCAAUUCGUCCGGUCGGGGGACGGGCGACUCGAGCAGACGCACCUCGCCCGUGCAGAAGAGGUACCCACGACCGACAGUAGCGACGACAACGACUUCGAUCUGGCUAGUUUGCGACCCACGGCGUCGUCCUCGCUAGAAAGAUCGAGGAUGUCGCUCAUGUCGGACAGCGGCGCGCACUCGAUCUCGUCAGUCGUGUGGACAGACGCGAUCUCCAACUUUCACUCCAACUUACGACACUUUAAGCAAGGGAUGCACCACUGACAUCCUCGAC